AUGGCCUUUUGGGUGGUUGACGGGGGUCGUCCGCUUGGUGUUACCGCUACUGUUGCCGCUACCGCUGCUGCUACUGGCCGGGGUCCCUACUAUGUGGGUGGUAAAAGGCGAGUGAGCGUCUCCGAAGGCGGCGAUGGCUUCACUUUUGAUCCCAAAAGAACCAGGUUCGCCGAUGAGCUUCCCUACGACCCCUACGACCCCUACGACAAUGCACCCAUCUCUGUAGCUGUAGCUGCAGCCGCACCAAGUGGCUAUGCUUCGUCAGAUCAUGCAUCGCCUUAUUAUCCACAACCACUACCGGCAUUCCAUUCUGGAGUUCACAUUAUCAACAAAGCAUAUCCGCACAAUCACCCUUUUGAUCAUGAGGACGAAUUCUUAUAUAACGAAGCCAUUGAAAACUACCCUCCAUUGAUCCAUCGACCUGACUCAGCUCCCGUCAAGAACCUCUCAUUUCUCGUCAUUCGCGAACGUUCACCAACUCCAGAAGGACCCGACUUCCCCUCUAUCGAUGCCGCCUUCGGUCCAGCUCCCGAAUCCCGGCCGGGACCUGUAUUCGGCCCUUCCGGUCCAGCUCCGGCACUCGCUCCGGCACCCGCUCCCGUCGCCGAUGCAUGCGCUAUGGAACGCACAGCAUCGGGUCUCUCUAUCUCCUCCGAUACCACUCAGCCAUCACUCGCCAGUCUAUCACCUGCCGCUGAUGAAAACGACCCAGGAUUGUUGAGUGACCUCGCCGCCGCUCGUCUAGUCCGUGAUCACGUUGCCAACUUUGGUUCCAGUCGUCGAAGGCAUCGCACCACCGACUCACGCCACGGCCGUAUUCUGAGAGCGCUCAUCAACCCAAAGUCUCGUGCAGCAGAAUUCCCCUUGGACAACGACGCAUUGCGCAGCAUCUUCUCCGCUGCAAACGAACUCUUCUUCUGCAACCGUCUUGCUGGUCGUGUCGCAUGGGACUGGAGUCACCCUGCAAGCGCGCAGUAUCAGGCGCACAUUGUUGGCACCACAGCCGUACGACGUUCCCGUGAUGGAGGCUACGAGACACUUAUUGUACUUUCAUCGCCUAUCCUCCAGGAUACAAAGUACAACCGGCGGCUUCUCAUCUCGACAUUCUUACAUGAGAUGAUCCACAGCUAUCUCUUUGUGGUAUGUGGUCUCAAAGCCCGCCACGAGGGUGGUCAUACCGAGGGUUUCCGCCAGAUUGCAGAUACGAUCGACCGCUGGGUUGGACACAGCUACCUGCGACUCAGUGAGAUGGACGCUGAUCUGGAACAUUUUCGCGAGCAUCCCUCCUGUGUGCAUGAUCAACACCAGGUGCGCAGUCGAAGUGCAGACGAGCACCACAAGGUACCAUGGCGCAGUGAGAGAUGGGAGGAUGGAGAGCGGGAUGCUCACUACCUAACCGAACUUCAUCCACAACCGCAUCCCAAUCUUCAUGAUUGGGACCGACAUGGGCGAGAGGGGUACAGAGCUCCCGAUGUCCGGAGAGGAAUCUCACCAUACGUUUACUAA
Molecule: messenger RNA, 1506 nt
Organism: Fusarium proliferatum ET1
Lineage: Eukaryota; Fungi; Ascomycota; Sordariomycetes; Hypocreales; Nectriaceae
Exons: 1
Coding region: 1-1506 (501 amino acids)
Source: RefSeq, a predicted model, not a curated record